AGCAACAGUUUUGUGAGACCACUGCAAAAAGCAAAAAGCUCCUCCUGUUGUCGAUUGAACCCUUCAUUUUGUGACACUUGCAGGAGACGAGCAUGAGUUGGAACAAUGUUCCCUCUAAAGCAGAGGUACUGGGAUGGAGUCCCCAAAGUCUGGCCGACUACAUGAGGACGCUAAAGCUAUCCGGCUGCGACAAACUGGUGAUGAAGGACAGCAUAAGUGGAGCACAGUUCAUGGAAAUGACGACUUGCAACCUUCAAGUGUUCCCCAGCCUCUAUAUCCCAUUAGUUACUAAGAUUCAAAGUGACAUCAACAAGGGGGAUCAGAAGGCCUUUGGUCUAACAUCAAAGGCACCACAGUACCCAAAACAAAGUAAAGGACACUUGUGUUCGACUAGGCCACCGAUAUCAUAAAGCCAUCCUUCCUCAGGCCUGAUGAUAACAUUCUUUUUACGGCUUAUUUUCCAACAGUACUUGUACAGGAGGAAGAAA
Anarrhichthys ocellatus (wolf-eel) is the source of this 488-nucleotide messenger RNA. It is a transcript of the gene lcp2b, whose product is annotated as lymphocyte cytosolic protein 2b. The transcript has 5 exons. The record is from RefSeq and is a predicted model, not a curated record. Lineage: Eukaryota; Metazoa; Chordata; Actinopteri; Perciformes; Anarhichadidae. The coding region runs from base 93 to 410 and encodes 105 amino acids.